AUGCCCUACGAACUGCAUGUAUUCGGCAGUAAUGGAGAGGGCCAACUUGGGAUACCCGCUGCAGAAAUUGUCGAUGUUCCCACAAAAGCAUCGGGUACACCACCGCUCGAAGAAGUGGCUGCGAUACGAGGUGGUGACAACCAUACCUUGUUUCUCUGCAAAAACGGGGCUGUCUACGGUGUAGGAGACAAUCGCAAGGGCCAGUUAGCCGCGCUGGGCAAGGAACCUCGAAUCAAGGCUUUUGAGAGAGCAUGUGAUAGUGCUUCUUUCGCUGCGGCUACCUGCGAGUCUUCGGCAUACGUUAUGAGCAGUGAGUCCGGACAGAGCUGCAUCCACAUUGAAGGUACGGGCCAAUGGGGAGAACUGGGUCGCGAACAGCAAGGCGGCCCUAAGGCAUCAAGACAACAAAGCACAUUAUCGCUUCCCGGUAGAAUCAUGAAUUUUGCCGCUGGAGUGUGGCACUACGUAGCCGUUCUCGAAGACGGUUCCGUCUACGGCUGGGGGAAAGCCCGCCUGGGUCAACUCGGCGACAGUCUUACCGGCAAAGUCACAACGCCAACCAAGAUCGAGGCGAUACCGUUCAAGCCCGUCAAAGCUGUCUGUGGAAAAGACUUUACAUAUCUCAUCGGGGAACCGGCUCGUGGAGAGCAUGUUUUGCUAGGCAAAGACAAGUUCAACAUCAUCUCCGGCAUGCCGGAAAACAUUCGGGGCUGGAAAGACGUUGGCGCUACAUGGCAUGCAAUCUUCGUACUGUUUGACGACGGAACGCUGACUGCGUGGGGUAAAGAAAAUAUGUGGAAGUUGUUGCCACCAGAUCUGCCGCGUCUGAGUCAGAUUGCUGUGGGUUCAGAUCAUAUACUUGCGGUGACAUUGGAUGGCGAACUGAUAUCUUGGGGCUGGGGCAAGCAUGGGAAUUGCGGUGAUCUAACCCGUAUCAAGCAUGAGAUUAAGAACGACAUGGUCAGCGGAUUUUGGAACAGCAUUGAUGUGCCUGGUGAGAUUGAGAUGAUUGGAACUGGGUUUUGCACCAGCUUUGUAAUUACCAAGUGA
Molecule: messenger RNA, 1050 nt
Organism: Exserohilum turcica Et28A
Lineage: Eukaryota; Fungi; Ascomycota; Dothideomycetes; Pleosporales; Pleosporaceae
Exons: 1
Coding region: 1-1050 (349 amino acids)
Cellular component (GO): cytoplasm
Molecular function (GO): guanyl-nucleotide exchange factor activity
Source: RefSeq, a predicted model, not a curated record